AAUGCAACAUAGUCUAUUUUGAGCCUCUUUUUUAUAUUUGUAUUUAUUUGCCUGGCAUUGCUUAUGCACUAAUCGCCUGCCAAUAAAAUAAGGCCAGCAUAUGGAGUAGUAGCAUACAUGCACACGCAUCUUGUGUCCUGCUUUUAUAUGCAAUCUUCUCCAUCAUCUUCUAUCAUCAUCAUCAAAGUGCACAAAUCCUACUCGAUCUUCUGACCAUACAGUCUAUUCAUCAAAGGUGCAAUACAGAUGCUGUGAAUGAAUGGCAUCUCAAUCAGGUAUCGAAGCAGAGCAUAACUUACUCCACCUGUCGUACUUGACAAGUACAAUCGUGGACUCCCAUACGACAGAGGCAAGAUUGCGAUCAAAUUUAAAGCGAAUGGAGAAAAGACAGUUCGGUCAUUCGAGACAAUAGUGAGCUCUGCAACCACAUCACAUAAAGCUGUGUGUAUCAUCUCAUAAAGGAAGACGGAAUCUCCACCAUGCCGCUCUCACGUCAGUCCAGCUUGAAAGGCAAUCAGCCAAUCGCUUCGCCAACUUCAUCUUCAUUCAAUACCUCUUCCACAUCCUCACAAGCCGGUAAAGCACCAAUUCGAACAACCUCCGGUACAACAACAGGGGUGUCCAUAUCUCCAAACAUAUCAUCACCCACAACAAUCAAUGGAAAAGGUGCGGCAAAUAGUUUCGAUCUAGCAGCACCUUCUCCAAAUCCACAUGGAGGCGUUAUUGGGGCUGGUGGAAGGAAUACACCGCAAUCGGCUUCAGUAUUCGCCAAUUCAGGCAACUUCAUAGUCAAUCGACCGGGUUCGGCAAGUGCGAUCAACAGGAGGCGAAGCGAACACAUUGCUUCACCCAUCGAUCAACAUUCUUCGCAUCAGUGGCCAUCAAAUUCGCCAACCUAUGGACAAAAUCAACAUGUUCAUCAUCCACAAAGCGCAACAAUCAGUCAUUAUCAUCCUUAUCAGAACGUGUUUGAGGAAGAAGGCAUCACAUUUGAAGAUGAUGAACAGGAUAAAGGACACGGGGCUAGCAGACGUGCCAGUGCAAGUUUCGCUGCCAAUAACAGCGGAGGAAGAUGGACACCAACAAUAUUGAGUAAUAUGCUCCGAAAGGCCGAAGGACGUUUUUCGCCUGUAAGCACAUUUACGAAUCAUAAUGCGGCAGCAAGCACAGCAUCGUCUUCGCAUAAGAGUGCCCAGCCUAUCUCGCCCCGCUUCAAAAUGGUGACCUCUGAACCAGAAGAAAUGGCACAAGAAGACGAAGAGGUUGCUUACGACACCAACGAUCAACCUGCACUUGGUGGUCGCAAAACUCCUGCUCGCUAUCGUCCACAAACAGAGAGCGGCCCGAAAUUAGGAUUAGUGAUAGAACAGCCGUCGCAAGAAGCAUCGAAUGUGGUCAUGAAUACGGUGUCUGGAAGUGGGUAUGGAGGAAGGAGUGCCUCUCGGAAUCAUAGUAAGGCCAAUGGCGCUUAUACUCCUUCCUCGCCUGCUACAAGGCAAAUGCAUCCUCUUUCGCACGCUCAUAAAAUGUCAACAGCAUCCUCAACGUCUGCAUCAUCCCAUUCGAUCAAGAUGCAGUCACCGCAAAUGAUGUCGCAUUCCCGUCAUGCUUCCUUACACAAAAAUCCUCUACAAUCUUCGCCAAAUAUCGGGCCAAGUUCUGGCUCAGGAGCAAAUGCAUCUCCAUUGAUCGUUCCUCAAGCAAGACGAGGGGCGAUCAAUUUACGCCAUGCAAACAGGAGAGGAAAGAGCGGCGGAGGGGGUAAAAGGCGUAAUCGUGUGACCUCUCAUUCGGUACCUAUUCAUAUUCAAGUCGUUCGCAUAUUAAAAUUGGUCUUUUGGGCAUUACUGCAUCCUUUGGGAGCCUGUAAAAGCUUUUCUUCAUUCAUUACCACAACGAUGCACGAUAUCGAUAAAGCUUUUCGUGAUCCCAGAACGGGAAAUCGCGUUUGGAGGCCUGCAUGGCUAGGAGCAUACGUACCGCUUUUGAUCUGGCUUGCUGUCAGUCUGAGCAGCACGUUUACCGUUCUGGUAUGGCAUACAGAAGUCUUUCAAGGUUUGGAUAGAUUGUCGCUAUAUCUGCAAAGUCUGGGAUUGACAGGUCGUUUGAUCCUUGGUUUCUUGAUUUUUAUCACAACUUUCCCGCCUUUGCCUCUUUAUUCCACUUUGAUCAUCUUAUGUGGUUUCAGUUUUGGCUUGAUUCAAGGCUUUAUCAUCAGUUAUAUCGCUGCUCUCUCAGGCGCGAUAGUUGUCUUCGUUAUGAGUAGAAGCUUCCUCAAAGGAUGGAUGGUCGGUUUGCUCAAUCAAAGUGGAGGAUUGAAGAAAGUCGUUCGAGCGAUCGAAAAGAGACCUAAACUUUUGUUCCUGGUCCGUUUAGCUCCUUAUCCGUACAAUCUUAUGAACACACUUUUAGCAAGUUCGCCAACAUUGACUUUGAAGACGUACACGAUGUGCACUGCUUUGGCUUUACCAAAAUUAUUGGUUCAUUGUGGAUUAGGAACGACGAUCAAGAAUUUUGCUGCUUACAACGGAGCGGCUUCUUCGCCCGGUACAAACGCAAAAGGUGAACCUCUGAUUGGGGAUGAUCAUGCGAACACAGAUCAAGCAAAAGCCUCUGAAACGGCUGAAUUGAUCAAGCACAUUUUCGGUCUCGUUGGUGUUGUGCUUUGUGUGGGUAUUUUUCUCUACCUUUUCAGCGUUGCAAGAAAAGCUGUGGACGAAGAAUUAGACGAAGAUGAACUAGCGGCAGAUGAAUACGAAUUGAUGGCCACCGAUGAAGAAAGUGCGGACGGGCUGGAAGAAGAUGAGCUCAAUAUCGCCAAUGCAGGUUUUGAUAGCUCGCGAAAUGUGUCAAGUGAUGGAUCACGCGAAGAUGUGAGUGGCAGUCAAAGGAAUUCCUCUCAAAGCUUUGUUCGCUCGAAUGGAGUGCAAUUCGCUGGUCGAAAUAGCAAUAGUGAUGCAACGCUUGUCAAUGGAGGUGGAAUGUUGAAUGUGAUGAAGCAUAAAGCACACGAAUCAACUGAAGGCGCUACGCCGCUAUUCAUAGCUCCUUCUUCAAAUGUAGACGGAGGUGUACAUGGAGACGGAAGUGGUAAUACGGCAAAAGAUGGCGGUUUCUUUGGUGCUUGGGGCUAUACACCUUCUUCUCGUCCGAUGACUGCAUCACAAUCGAACAACAGUGUAGGCAAUACUUUUGUUUCAAAGAGGUAUAUGGACAGUCAAACAAGUUUAGUGGAGAGUAUUGCCGAAAUGGAAAAGCAUGCAAAUGCAAUGUCAGAUUUCGAAGGAGAUCAUGAUAUUUACGGAACGGCGAACGAUCAAAGACAUGAUAUCAGUAUAGAAUUUUCACCACCUCCGAUCAAAACCAAACAUGUCAACACCGUAGCACAACAAAGUGUUAUCGGCAAUGAUGAUGAAUUGGAUGGCGAACGAGAAAGACAAUCGCUCUUAAAUGUUGAUCGAGAACGUGCUUCUCGUAGAAGUCAAAUGGGAUAUGAAGAAGAUCAUUUUGGCGGUGUUCAAGGUCAUGAGGUGGAUGAUUCUCGUGCAAUCACGCCUAGAACGACGAGCAAAGCAAGCGUGAAUUAAAUCAGGAUACUUUUCUUCUCCUCAUGUACAUUCUCUAAACAUAAUCUUGUAAUAUUUCAUAUAAAAAGCAUCGAAUUGGUUGGCAUUCGUACC
This is a messenger RNA of Meira miltonrushii, 3680 nucleotides long. RefSeq lists its product as uncharacterized. Bases 480 to 3587 code for a protein of 1035 amino acids. The transcript has a single exon. Gene Ontology annotation, cellular component: Golgi membrane. Gene Ontology annotation, biological process: mitotic spindle elongation; vesicle-mediated transport. Lineage: Eukaryota; Fungi; Basidiomycota; Exobasidiomycetes; Exobasidiales; Brachybasidiaceae. The record is from RefSeq and is a predicted model, not a curated record.